Messenger RNA from Penicillium diatomitis, 1257 nucleotides. Its product is annotated as AAA family ATPase VPS4. The record is from RefSeq and is a predicted model, not a curated record. NCBI's taxonomy places the organism in Eukaryota, Fungi, Ascomycota, Eurotiomycetes, Eurotiales, Aspergillaceae. The transcript is spliced from 4 exons. Bases 1 to 1257 code for a protein of 418 amino acids. Gene Ontology annotation, molecular function: ATP hydrolysis activity; ATP binding. Gene Ontology annotation, biological process: vacuole organization; endosomal transport.
AUGAGUAACACGGAUUUUCUGGGCAGGGCUAUCGAUACGGUCAAGAAGGCCAUCGAGAAUGACAACGAGGGCGAAUACGAGAAGGCCUAUCAGCUCUACUACUCCGCAUUGGAGUUGUUUAUGCUGGCGCUGAAAUGGGAAAAGAACCCCAAGUCCAAGGAGAUGAUCCGCGCUAAGACUGGAGAGUAUAUGGAUCGCGCUGAGAAGCUCAAGAAUCAUCUGGCUUCCGCAGAUAAGAAGAAGCCGAGCGCUGUUGGCGCGAAUGGCAAAGUUGCGCCGGGAAGCGGGAAGGGAGGGGGCCAGGAGGACGAUAACGGCGAGGACGCGGAAGCCAAGAAACUACGAUCGGCUUUGCAGGGAGCUAUUCUUUCGGAUAAGCCGAAUGUGAAGUGGGAAGAUGUCGCUGGUCUCGAAAGCGCGAAGGAAGCCUUGAAGGAGGCUGUGAUUCUUCCCAUCAAAUUCCCCCAUCUGUUCACAGGCAAGCGGCAACCUUGGAAAGGAAUCUUGCUCUACGGACCCCCGGUACAGGAAAGUCUUACCUCGCAAAAGCCGUUGCAACCGAGGCAAACAGCACAUUCUUCAGCGUUGGUCAAGCAACUCUUCAAUAUGGCUCGUGAGAACAAACCGGCCAUCAUCUUCAUUGACGAAGUCGAUGCGCUAUGCGGACCUCGUGGAGAGGGUGAAUCCGAGGCGUCUCGACGUAUUAAAACCGAACUUCUUGUUCAAAUGGACGGUGUCGGAAAUGACUCUCGUGGAGUACUAAUUCUCGGCGCUACGAAUAUUCCAUGGCAGCUCGACGCUGCUAUUCGGCGACGAUUUCAGCGUCGUGUCCACAUCAGUCUUCCAGACUUCAAUGCACGGACAAAGAUGUUCAUGCUGGCUGUGGGCUCGACCCCUUGCCACAUGACUCCAGCCGACUACAAAAUGCUAGCGGAAAUGAGCGAAGGCUAUUCCGGUAGUGAUAUCAGUAUCGCCGUGCAAGAUGCUCUCAUGCAGCCAAUUCGUAAGAUCCAAACGGCGACGCAUUACAAGAAGGUGACUGUUGAUGGAGUUGAGAAGCUGACUCCUUGCUCACCGGGUGAUGCUGGUGCUAUGGAGAUGACUUGGCUCAGUGUUGAAGCAGAGCAGCUGCUCGAGCCUCCACUUGUCGUGAAAGACUUCAUCAAGGCAAUCAAGAACUCCCGACCAACUGUUAGCCACGAAGAUUUGACACGGAACUCAGAGUGGACCGAGGAAUUUGGAAGCGAGGGAGCUUGA